Messenger RNA from Eimeria mitis, 519 nucleotides. Its product is annotated as Gbp1p protein, putative. Lineage: Eukaryota; Apicomplexa; Conoidasida; Eucoccidiorida; Eimeriidae. Gene Ontology annotation, cellular component: cytoplasm; nucleus. Gene Ontology annotation, molecular function: mRNA binding. The record is from RefSeq and is a predicted model, not a curated record. The coding region runs from base 1 to 519 and encodes 172 amino acids. The transcript has 5 exons.
AUGGCCCACGCAGUGAAGCUCCCAGCGGACGAUGCCCGGCCGCCGCUCCAAGGCCAGGAACAAGAGAAACAACCGGAGGCCCCUGCCACCGGAUGCAGCGUGUACGUGGGCAACCUGGCUUGGGGUGUCCGUUCGGCGGAGCUGCAGGAGCACAUGAGUCAGGCGGGUGAGGUUGUGCGCGCGGACGUCUUCGAGGAUUACCAGGGCAGAAGCAAAGAACGCCCCAUAUUCGUCCGAGAAGACCGCGAGGAGGGAGGAGGCAGCGGCGGCAAGUUCUCUGGAGGCCGGGGACGUGGGCGUGGCCGUGGAGGCUUCUCUGGGGGCCGCGGCGGCUACCAAGGAGGCCAAGGCGGGGGCUACCAGGGUAACAAUCAACAGGGAACUUCCGGCAGCAGCUACCAGGGGGGCAGCGGCGGGGGAACUGGAGGGCGUCAGGUGUUCGUGUCGAAUCUGCCAUGGAAGACAUCUUGGCACGAUCUCAAAGACCUGUUCAGGGAAUGCGGUGAAGUCAUCCGGUGA